Messenger RNA from Rangifer tarandus platyrhynchus (Svalbard reindeer), 378 nucleotides. The record is from the annotation of a GenBank genome assembly. Lineage: Eukaryota; Metazoa; Chordata; Mammalia; Artiodactyla; Cervidae.
AUGGCGGAGCAAGAGCUCGAGGCACUGAGGAAGCAGAGGCUGGCCGAGCUGCAGGCGAAGCACGGGGAUCCUGGCGAUGCAGCACAACAGGAAGCAAAGCACAGGGAAGCAGAAAUGAGAAACAGUAUCUUAGCCCAAGUUCUGGAUCAGUCAGCCCGGGCCAGGUUAAGUAACUUAGCACUUGUAAAGCCUGAGAAAACUAAAGCGGUAGAAAAUUACCUUAUUCAGAUGGCACGGUAUGGACAACUAAGUGGGAAGGUAUCAGAACAAGGUUUAAUAGAAAUCCUCGAAAAAGUAAGCCAACAAACAGAAAAGAAAACAACAGUUAAAUUCAACAGAAGAAAAGUAAUGGACUCUGAUGAAGAUGACGAUUACUGA